Messenger RNA from Sodiomyces alkalinus F11, 1867 nucleotides. RefSeq lists its product as hypothetical. Bases 178 to 1449 code for a protein of 423 amino acids. The record is from RefSeq and is a predicted model, not a curated record. The transcript is spliced from 2 exons. NCBI's taxonomy places the organism in Eukaryota, Fungi, Ascomycota, Sordariomycetes, Glomerellales, Plectosphaerellaceae.
GGUGAAUCCAGAGUGUUUCCUUCAUGAUCAUCAACAACAUCAAAGCGUCGGUCCGUCACCACCUGUUGACGAUUUCCAGCUGAUGGCAGCUGCCUCCCUCCAUCACUUCGAAGCUCGAGGUUUCAAGAAUUAUUGCUUCUCUUAGCUUUCAUUUCAGUCUAUUCCCCCCUUCUCUCGAUGUCUGGCCGAGGCACCGCUAUCUCUCGUCCACGCGGUCGGCCUGCCAAAGUCACAAAGCCUCCCAUUGGCGCCGGUCGAGGACGCGGAAAUCGCCCAUCGGUCGGGGCAGACCAACUCCAGGUCCAGCUAGCUCGAGCCGACGAUGAACACCACGCCGGCAGCCAGCCGCCCGUGGUAAAGCACGACCAUUUGGCGGACGAAGAGGAGGACGAUGGGCAAGAGGACGCGUCGCACGCGCACCCUCAUCAGCCACAGCACCAGCAAUUUGAUAUUGGCGCGUCGGCCUCCCCCCACGCCAUGCUCCCCAACGGUCAAGGGCAACAACCGGGCGGGCACCAAACUGCCGACGCCGACAUUCAUCCCGACCUCCAGAACCUAGUCCCUGGUGCCCAUACAGGUGCCAGCCAGCAGCCCCAACAACCUCAGCAGCCGCAGCAGGGAUUCGCCAUGGAAGCUCCCAUGGAAGCUCCCAUGGACACCCCCACCACACGAACCGCCAUGGAAAUGGCCCAAGAGAGCGGUUACCCAGAACUCCUUAUCGAUAGCGCUCUCGCGAAACGUCUAACUGACGUUCCCGGCGAGCGCCUAGCCGUCCAGCGUCGCCAGGACCAAGUCCUCAACCUCAAGCGCCGCAGCAACGUGGAGGCGCUACUUGCCCAAGUAUCGGGCCAAGAGGCGCACAGUCCCUGCAAGAGUUGCCAUAAAGGAUACGGUCCUUGGAGCGGCUGCAUUGUGGUGAGCGGCCAGAUGUGCGGGAGUUGCGCAAAUUGCUGGUUCAACGCCAGUGGUUCGCGGUGUUCGUUCCACGAAACGAACCUCCCCCAGGCACAACAGCACAUUCCUGCCAUCCAGCUGCAGCAGGCCGCAGGCGCGGCCGGCGCCUUCGCCAUCCCAGCUGCAGCCUUAGCCGUCCAGACGCAGCUCCAGCAACAGCUCGCGCCGCAGACCCAUCCCGGUUUCGCCCCCGGCGGCCUCGACCAGUACGUGCGCGUCAUUCUCGGCCGCGCCAUGGUCGAAGCACGCGCCGACGACCCGCACAUGCGCUUCCAGUUUCGCAUCGAGACGGCCGCGCGCCAGCUCGCCCUGGCGACGGCCGAGUACAACGACUUCUUGGCCCAGGAGCAGCAGGACCAUGAACAACAACAACAACAACAACAACAGGCACAGGCACAGGCAGACGGUGGCGGGCCCGGCGCGGGUCAGCAGGGCGCUCCCCGGAGUAAUAACGGACCUGAUGCGACGACGCGGGAUGGCGAGGGAGGCGACUAAGAAUGGCUCACGGCAUCUAGUUCCGAGUGAGGAUUGGGAUCGGUACCGCCCGGGGUAUUAAUUUUUUAUGUCAACUAUUUCGGUAUACCUGGCAGCACAGGACGGAGAAAUGGAAGGAAGCGGGACUCGUUUCUUCUUGUCCGUCGACAAGGGAGCGAGGCGUGUAUGAAAUUAAACUACUUGCACCAUCUUGGUUUACCUUCCAUGGACUGUCUGGAAUUCGUCGUUUCAUUGGGUACUAAGGGGGAGUUUGGCAGGACUCAGAGGGUUCUCACAAGCUGGUCUUCAAUCCUUCCGUAUCUGGCUGGGUCAUUGUCGUCCCUCUUUCAGGCCGCCUCGAUCGAACAGAAUGACGAGAUAAAUGAAUAGGCAGAAGAUAAAUAUUAUAUGGGCUAGCCGAUAGGCAACGGCGCGUACU